Clonostachys rhizophaga is the source of this 1098-nucleotide messenger RNA. Lineage: Eukaryota; Fungi; Ascomycota; Sordariomycetes; Hypocreales; Bionectriaceae. The record is from the annotation of a GenBank genome assembly.
AUGCAGCCGAGGUCGCCUCGUGUUCAUGUUCUAGGACUUGGAAGCAUUGGAUCAUUUGUAGCUCAUUCACUUGCCGAAGUCCCAUAUCCCCUUACUCCAUCAGUCACUUUGCUUCUCCAUCGGUCGUCUCUCGUGGACCAAUAUUUCAAGAAUGGCAGCAGAAUCACACUGGAGACGAGGGAUGGAGAAAUGGUUGAACAUUCUAAUUUCAAUCUAGAGUUUCUCCAAGACAGCAAAUGGCACGGUGUAUCUUCAACAUCAGAGCCGGAAGGUAUGGCAUCGACCGUUCGUGAGGAGAUCAUUGAUCACCUUGUUGUCUCAGUCAAGGGGGCGCAAACAGUUGCUGCCAUACAACCGUUGAAGCAUCGACUAGAUGCUUCCUCUUACAUUCUAUUUCUGCAAAACGGCUCUGGUAUGAUGGAAGAAGUCAGCGAAAAGAUUUUCCCAGAUCCUCAGACCCGCCCGAGUUACAUAACGGGAGUCAUCUCGCAUGGCGUCACCCAAAACUCCCCGUUUAACAUCACACAUACGGGGUUCGCGGCAACAUCUUUAGGGCGUGUGCCUAGAUCAGAAACUGCACCAAGCAACGGUGAGAAGGGGGCCGCAUCGUCGUAUCUUUUGGAAGCCCUCCCUCUUGUUCCGAGAUUUAACGCUACUGGAUAUUCCUUCCUGGAUGUAUUUCAGAUGCAGUUAGAGAAGCUGAGCGUCAAUGCAUUCUGCAACCCCCUGUGCGCGCUCAACAACGCCAAGAAUAAGUUCUUAUUCACCAUUCCGGAAAUACGAAAAGCCCUGCUCACCGAAAUUUCAACCGUCAUACAAGCACUUCCGGAACUUCAAGGCCUGGAGGGUGUCACCAGUCGAUUUGCGGUGGAGAAAUUGGAGUCAACAGUGAAUGCGAUCCUGACAAAAACGGCGGAAACAACCUGUUCCAUGGUUGUUGAUCUACGGCAAGGGCGAAAGACUGAGAUUAAGUUUAUUAACGGGUACUGGUGUAGGAGAGGAAGAGAGGUCGGGAUACCGACUCCCAUAAAUGAUAACCUUGUCCGACAGGUCUUGGAGCGGCAAGGAGAUUCUGAGCUGGCAAAGGAAUAUCUGUAA